Messenger RNA from Vombatus ursinus (common wombat), 3977 nucleotides. RefSeq names its product SAS-6 centriolar assembly protein (gene SASS6). The transcript has 17 exons. Gene Ontology annotation, biological process: centriole replication. Gene Ontology annotation, cellular component: centriole; centrosome. NCBI's taxonomy places the organism in Eukaryota, Metazoa, Chordata, Mammalia, Diprotodontia, Vombatidae. The record is from RefSeq and is a predicted model, not a curated record. Bases 44 to 2005 code for a protein of 653 amino acids.
UGGGCCGGGCAGGACCAUUCUGCAGCUGGACGGGCGGUCCACCAUGAGUCAGGUUCUGUUUCGACAGCUGGUCCCGCUGCAGGUGAAGUGCAGGGACUGCGAGGAGAGAAGAGUAAAUGUUAGAGUGAGCAUUGAACUCCAAGCAGUUUCUAAUCCAGUACAUCGAAAGGAUUUAGUCAUUCAGUUGACUGAUGAUGCUGAUCCAUUUUUUCUGUAUAACCUUGUUAUAUCUGAGGAAGAUUUUCAGAGUUUGAAACUGCAGCAAGGUCUUCUGGUAGACUUUUCAGCUUUUCCACAAAAAUUUAUAGAUCUACUGCAGCAAUGUACCCAGGAACAAGGCAAAGAAAUUCCACGGUUUUUGCUACAGUUAGUUUCUACAGCAGCCAUCUUGGAUCACUCACCUGUAUUUUUAAAUGUGGUGGAGACAAAUCCCUUUAAGCAUCUUACACAUCUUUCUCUAAAACUUCUACCUGGAAAUGAUAUGGAAAUAAAGAAAUUUUUAGCAGGCUGUUUGAAAUGUAGCAAGGAAGAAAAAUUAUCAUUGGAGCAAACACUAGAGGAUGUUACCAGGCAGUUAAACUUUACACAACAGACGUUGUCAGAAAAGAUUCAGGAAUUAGAUAAGUUACGAAAUGAAUGGACAUCACACACAGCAGCACUGACAAACAAGCAUUCUCAAGAACUGACAAAUGAGAAGGAAAAAGCCCUCCAGGCACAGGUUCAAUCUCAGCAACAACAUGAACAACAGAAAAAAGAACUAGAAAACAUACAUCAAAGAAACGUUCACCAGCUUCAGAGCAGAUUGUCAGAAUUGGAGACGGCCAAUAAAGACUUAACAGAAAGAAAGUACAAAGGAGACUCCACCAUUAGAGAACUUAAAGCAAAACUCUCUGGUGCAGAAGAUGAGUGCCAGAGGGCUAAGCAAGAAGUCCUUUCCUUGAGAAGAGAGAAUUCUACUCUUGAUGCUGAAUGUCAUGAAAAAGAGAAGCACAUUAAUCAGCUUCAAACUAAAGUAGCUGUUUUGGAACAGGAAAUUAAAGAUAAAGAUCAGCUUGUUAUAAGAACAAAAGAAGCAUUUGACACAAUUCAGGAACAAAAGGUGGCCCUAGAAGAAAAUGGAGAGAAGAAUCGGGUACAGUUAGGAAAACUUGAAGCCACAAUAAAAUCAUUAUCUGCUGAACUUCUUAAGGCAAAUGAAAUUAUCAAGAAAUUACAAGGUGAUAUCAAAACUCUAAUGAGCAAAUUAAAACUGAAGAAUACAGUUACAAUUCAGCAAGAAAAACUACUAGCUGAAAAGGAAGAAAAAUUGAAAAAAGAACAAAAGGAGGUACAAGAUAUUGGACAAGCUCUCCGAAGUAAAGAGCAAGAGGUAAGCAAAUUGCAAGAACAGUUAGAAGUUACAGUACAAAAACUUGAAGAGAGCAAACAGCUUCUGAAGAAUAAUGAAAAAUUAAUCACAUGGCUAAAUAAAGAACUGAAUGAAAAUCAGCUAGUAAGAAAGCAAGACCUUUUGGGAUCCUCCACAACUCUACCUGCUCAGCCUGGCAACACCACCAUCAGAAGUGGAAUUUCUCCUAAUCAGAACAUGCUUGAUAACAGACUACCUCUUCCAAACUGUGGAAUUGGCUAUCCUGUUUCUUCCGCAUUUACUUACCACAGUACCUUCCCUCAUGCUGUAGCUUCGAAAAGCACUGCUCAUCCAGUUUCUGGACCAAAGGUUCAGUUUAACUUGCAGUUUGCAAAAACAAAUACUUCAGGAGACGUUCCUUCAGGAGGAUCUAUUAAUAUACCUCGCUCAACUGAUAAAGAGAAUGGUGAAAAUUUGGGCCUGGAAUCGAAAUAUUUGAAGAAAAGGGAAGAUAGUAUUCCAUUACGAGGGCUUAGUCAAAACCUCUUUAGUAAUCCAGAACAUCAGAAGGAUGGCUCUUUAACAACACUACAAGCUUCAGCAAAACCUGCAGUGCUCCCUCCUUCUGUAGCUUCGGCAUAUUUUCCUGGACAGUGACCAAACCUGCAGUUUUGCUUUGUGAAGUAUUGAGAGAAUGGUAAUGAUUCUGGUUGAAGAUGAGCUCUUAACAUAGCAACAUAAGUGCAACCACCAUGAAUAAGAUAACUUUGCCUUUGACCUUAUUAAGUGAUUACUGAUGAUUUAGUGUUUUAAUCCCACAAAAAGAUGUUAUCUUGGCUAUAUGUGGAAAAUAUUAUGGGAGCAAGAACUAAAUUUGGACUUUGACCUUGGGCUAUAUUUCCCAGGUAAUGGAAUAUUUAGUGCCUUUUCUUUUUAAGGAGCCUUGGUACCAUUUUUGAGGGUAGUAACUGUAUGUAUUUCAUUGAAAUAAAUGUAGAAGGCCAUAACCCUUUUAAGUGAGAGCAAUUUUAAUAUAAAACCAAAGAGUGCUGGUAACGUUUCCCAUAUGGAGUACCUUAUCUAGCAAUUGAAUAGGAAUUCUUUGAAGUAUUGAUAGCUUACUGGUUUUCUAAUGGAAAAUUUUUAAAGAGAUUUAUAUAUGAUUUCAUAAAGAUUGUUACAUUGGAACAUUGUUCUAAGAUUUAAUAGAUUUAAUUUCAUUUUUAAGAAAUCAGUGUAAUUCUUCUGGGUUUAGCCAGCUGUGCAAAAUAGUUCUUGUAGUCGAUUUAUUAACAUGUGCCUUCCUUGAAACCUAGUGAUAGGAUACCUUUUUUUUUUAACCUUCUGCUCAUUUUAGACAAUGUUGCAAAGCUAACAGCCAGAUUAGGUUGAAAUGUCAUCUAAACUGAUUAAUUUCAAAACACUUUUGGCCUCCUAUAUUCAUCAAGUUUUUCUUCAAUUUAAAAUUUUUGCAGAAACAUUUUAUCAAGUGGCCCUUUGUCUAAAUAUUUAAUAGCUAUGCAAAACUUAUAAGUCUCAUUAGAAAAUGAGUUUUUUCCCCUCAGCUUUUAAUACAAAUGUUCAAUAAGCCAAGAAAAGUUAAGAGUAGGAACUUACAUGCUGUACUAGACUGUGAGCACUAUUAAUUGCCACAAAGUAUCUAGGCACAUUUUCAAUGGUAACUAUUUUCUUGGGACUGUCAUUUAUAUUUAUAGUAUCCCCUUCCCUUCUCAUUUUCACCAGUAUUCUUCUCUAUGCAGUUAAUUCCUCAGAUAAUUUGUACAUGACUGAUAAAUUCUAAUUCUUAAGCAUGAAGGCUUUAUUAUGCAUAAGCAUUUUAAAAUGUACAAAUUAGCAUGUUUGAGAGACAGAAAUGCAUUUUUUCUUAAAUGCUAGCAUCAGUAGGUGACAUACUUUAAAAGAUUAGUUAAAAUCUUUGGUGAUUUUGCUAUAAAGCCCUUUCCAGGAUUUUGAGUCUUACGUAAUUUAAGAUCUAGGGGAAAAUUAGCUUGCCGUGUAGACAGUCAUCCCUUCGGAGAAAAUUGUAGCUUAUUAAUUAUGCUUUUAAAAAAAACUAAGAUGGUAUAAUCAUGCCUACGAGUCUUCUAUUUUGUUGAGCUGUCAGGCUUAUUAAGUUACAAUCCUAUAAUCUUUAAGAUACCAUAAUAAUAACCUAACUAGAUUACAGUGACUUGAAUGAAAUGUGGAUUAUAAAGCAGCUUUUUGAAAGCAACCUUAGAAUGUUCUUUGUUGUAAAUAUUGUAUAGUACAUAUUUAUAAAUUGAAUGUGGACGUUGGUUAGUAAAAUUGGUAAUUGGGGUACAUUUAGGCAGCCUUUUGUUAUUGUAAAGGAAUUCAACCCUUUCCUUCCUCUUAACCCUUAAAUAUGAAAGCAGCCUAGUAAGAUUUACCAAAGUAUUUUUUAAAUGCUCAUAUUUUUUUCUUAUAUGUGACAACAGAAACCAUACCAACUACUUGCUGGAAAUUUGCGAUGAGUUAUUUACUGUGUUCUUACCUCUUAAACUCUUCAGUUGUUUUGCAGUGUAAAAGUUGUACAUUUGUUUAUAAAAAUCAAUGUUAUACAUUUAAUGUAUGUAAUUGAAAUAUUAAAAUGGUUUUUGGUCAGUAA